AUGUCUAUGGGUGCCCUGGAGAAAUCCCCCAGCACCAACAAUUCGAUGCAGCGUUUUAAGGUUUGUCGGCUGAAUGAUGAUGGUAAAUGGGAUGACCAAGGAACUGGGCAUGUUAUUGUUGAUUAUUUAGAGAGAUCGGAAGAGUUAGGUUUAUUUGUUAUUGAUGAAGAAGAUAAUGAAAUAUUACUUUUGCACCGGAUAAGCUCAGAUGACAUCUACCGCAAACAAGAAGAUACAAUCAUUUCUUGGAGGGAUCCUGAGUAUGCAACAGAAUUGGCCUUUAGCUUUCAAGAAACAACUGGUUGCUCUUACAUUUGGGACAACAUAUGUAAUGUGCAAAGGAACAUGCACUUUAAUACCUUGAGCAACGAGACAUACCAUAACGUCAAUAGUGAAUUGCGGGAGUUGCCUCCAGUUGAGCUGUCUACACUACCUUUAAUACUAAAGAUUAUAGUUGGAAGUGGGAUUGCUGAUCAGUUGCGUGUUACAGAUCUCAUACUACAUGAUCUAGAAUUUAUUAGGAAGCUCAUGGAUCUCUUCAGGAUUUGUGAAGAUUUGGAAAACAUUGAUGGCCUUCACAUGGUUUUCAAACUAGUCCGAGGAAUUAUUUUGCUGAAUAGCACGCAGAUCUAUGAUAUAAUUUUGGAGGCCAUACCUAUUAAGGAUCCCGUGGCUCUUUCAAAAAUUCAUCAGACGUACAGAGUUGGUUAUCUCAAGGAUGUCAUUCAGCCUAUAGUAUUGGACGAGGCUACGGUUGCAAGCCUUAAUUCCAUAAUUCAUUCAAACAAUGCAACUGUUGUCUCAUUGUUAAAGGAUGGCAACACCUUCAUUCAAGAAUUAUUUGCAAGAUUGAAGUCAUGUUCAACUUCUGCAGAAUCAAAAAAAAAUUUGGUACUCUUCUUGCAUGAGAUUUGUUCCCUAAGUAAGAGCUUACAGAUAGUGCAGCAACUUCGGCUAUAUCGGGAUCUGAUUAAAGAAAACAUACUUGAGAUCAUAACUGAUAUCCUGCAGAGUCAAGAUAAAAAGCUCAUAUUAACUGGGACUGACAUCCUCAUUCUUUUCUUAAAUCAGGAUCCAAACCUUUUGCGUUUUUAUGUAACUCGGCAAGAAGGGAUCCCUCUUUUUGGGCUUUUAGUGAAGGGUAUGCUCACAGAUUUUGGAGCUGACAUGCAUUGUCAAUUUCUUCAAAUUCUUCAUAAUCUUUUGGAUUCGUAUACAUCAGGAUCACAGAGAGAGUCUAUCAUCGACAUCUUCUAUGAGAAGCACUUGGAUCAUUUGAUUGAUGUCAUAACAUCCUCAUGCCCACCUAAUAGCGCUGCUCAAGCUGGCAGUAAAUCUGGGAGAUCAGAUGAAGAAACUGGAAAUCAAAUUAGUGCCAAGCCAGAAAUAUUAUUAAACAUUUGUGAUCUGCUCUGCUUUUGCGUUUUGCACCACCCGUGUAGAAUAAAAUGCAACUUUCUUCUCAAUAGUGUGAUUGAUAAAGUUUUGCUUCUGACACACCGAAGAGAAAAGUACCUCGUAGUAGCUGCUGCUAGAUUUAUUAGAACUCUUAUUUCACGCAAUGAUGAACAUCUGUUGUCUCAUAUUGUGAAGAAUAACCUGUUGAAACCAAUUGUUGAUGCUUUUGUUAGUAAUGGCAGUCGUUAUAAUCUGCUCAAUUCUGCCGUUCUGGAACUUUUCGAGUAUAUCAGAAAGGAGAACCUGAAGAUAUUGUUGAAGUACUUAGUUGAUUCUUUCUGGGAACAGUUAGCCCAAUUUGAUAAUUUGCCAUCAAUACGUUCGCUGAAGGUUAAAUAUGAACAGGCACUUGAAAGCGCUGGAUUGAGAAGUAACACUAAUGUGUUAGACUCCAGAAAACGAAUUGACGAUCGUGCUCUUGAGAAGGAAGAGGAAGAUUAUUUCAAUGACGAUAGUGAUGAAGAAGAUUCAGCAUCAGCAUCUAUGCCAAGUAGAAAGAGAGAACAAUCCCAACACAAUUUGCCUAAUGGUUCUACUACAACCUAUCCUUCUACAAGGUCUGGUGGGCUAGUUGACUAUGAAGAUGAUGAAGAUUACAAACCACCAUCGAGAAAACCGGCAGAUAAUUCUGGUGAAGAUGAUGAAGUAGAAUCAUUCCGGUUGCAGCGAUCACAUAAAAGCUCAAAGCCAAAUGAAGGUGUAUUUGUUGCCUUGUGCUCAACCCUAAGUCAAGCUGUAUUACCCGGUAAGAAAACAAUCAGCACUGCUGUGACGGUCCCACCUCCUUCUAGGGCAUACCCUAGAAGUUAG
Molecule: messenger RNA, 2268 nt
Organism: Coffea arabica (coffee)
Lineage: Eukaryota; Viridiplantae; Streptophyta; Magnoliopsida; Gentianales; Rubiaceae
Source: RefSeq, a predicted model, not a curated record